AUGUCAACCCGCACAGCCCCGGUCCCUGACCGCUUCGACUUUUCUGCACCGCAGAAAUGGCCUCUGUGGCGAGAACGAUUCUCGACCUACCGCCUUGCUACCAAGCUUCACAAGGAAGAUGGUGAGGUACAGGUAGCAGCUCUGAAAUAUGCGUUGGGUCCGGACGCUGAGCCUGUGUUCCUGCAGCUUCAGUUUGACGCAGACGCUGAUAAGAAAGACUUCGACAAAGUGCUCAAGAAGUUUGGUGACUAUUUCACCCCGAAGACGAAUCUAUUCCACAAGCGGAUGGUGUUCGAGCGUGCAGCGCAGCGUCCAGGUGAGACGGUGGAAGAGUUUCUCCGUCGUCUGCACGUGAUAGCUGAGACAUGCCAGUUCGGAAAUAACAAAUCCGAUCGCAUUCGUGACCGUUUCGUUGCCACCUUGCUAGAUGAGAAAUUAGCAACGGACUUGCAGCUGACGGACAAUCUGACCUUGGAAAAGGCUACAGAGAAAGCUCGCGGGUACGAGCUCGUCCGCCAGCAAGUCGCCUCACAGCGCGGCCAUGCCAGUGCUACACCUGCGUCAGCCGCUGUCGCUGGCGCUUCUGCUGCUCCUCGUAAGAGCACAGGAUCGUUCAAGAGUAAGUCUGAUGGACCUGCCGGCAGUCAGUCUCACAAUCUCUGCAUGUUUUGUGGUGGUAAGUUACAUACCCGCGACCGCUGUCCUGCUCGGGAUGUUACCUGCCGCAGCUGCUCCAAGAAAGGCCAUUACGCCCGUGUGUGUCGCUCAUCCAAGAAGGGGUCACACUCAUCUUCCAGGCAAUCCAGUAGCUCUGGUGCACAUUCUCUGGCCACACAGGACGAUCCGGGUGUGACUGAGGAUUGGGCCUACUUGGAUUUAGAUAGUAUCGCAUCUGGCAGCAGUCCAUGGAUGUGUGAUCUUCUGUUGUACUGGAAGUCCGUACCGUUCAAGAUUGACACUGGAGCGGAUAUCACUGUGAUUACUCCAGCAACUUACGAAUCUCUCAAGUCACCACCGCCUCUGAGCUCUCCUACAACACGGUUGACAGGAGCCAAUGGUGAUCGCAUCGACUGCAAAGGCACAUUCAGCGCAACUUUGUCCAGCCCAAAGCUCAGUUCCUCGCAGCACCAGCUGGAGAUUCACGUUCUGACACGGGGCAAAUCCAACCUCCUGAGUCGCGAAGCCUCACAAGUGGGCUUUGUGUUCAAAGGCAUCUCAGAAGCGAAGCAGCCACCUCUUGGACGAAUGCUGGGUGAGCCCGUCAAGAUCGCUCUGAGACCUGAUGCCGUUCCGUACCAGUGCUCAACAGCUCGUCGCGUGCCGAUUCCGAUCCUGCCGAAGGUCAAAGCAGAGCUUGUCCGCAUGGAAGCUGCCGAUGUCAUUACAAAGAUAACAGAGCCUACGGACUGGUGCGCACCCAUGGUACCCGUUGCCAAAAAGAACGGCGACGUCCGGAUCUGCGUAGAUCUGCGACGUCUGAAUGCUUCGGUCAGGCGCGAAACCUUCAUCCUGCCCACCGUCAACGAGACAUUGGCGAAGCUGAGUGGUGCAACAUGCUUCACCACCCUGGAUGCAGCGAAAGGUUUCUGGCAGGUGCCUCUUGAUGCCGAAACAGCUAAGCUCACCACGUUCAUCACGCCAUUCGGACGUUACUACUUCCGUCGACUUCCGUUUGGCAUAACAUCGGAGCCAGAAAUUUUCCAGCGCAAGUUAAUGCAAUACCUGGAUGGCCUUCCAGGGGUGUGCGUCUUCAUGGACGACAUCCUGGUCUUUGGUGCGACAGUCGAGGAGCACGAUGCUACCUUGGAGAAGGUCCGAUCAAUCCUGCGCAAUGUUGGUGUCGCCCUUAACCCCGACAAGGAACAUGUUCGCCAAUCGUCAGUUGAGUUCUUGGGCCAUGUCGUCUCCGCUGAUGGAGUCAGCCCCAGUCAGCAGCGCCUCGCCGCUAUCUCCGAGCUCCAGGCACCAGCCGAUCUCCCUGCGCUACGUCGCGUGCUGGGUAUAUUUAAUUAUCUCAGCAAGUUUCUGCCGGAAAUGGGCACCGUCUCUCAGCCGCUCCGAUUGCUCCUCCGCGCUGACACGGUCUGGUGUUGGGAUGCUCCCCAAGAAGAAGCUUUCCAACGACUCAAACAACUCGCUAGCCAGUCUCCUUGCCUAGCAUUCUACGACGUCUCUAAGCCAACUCUUCUGCGAGUUGAUGCCAGUGGCUAUGGUCUGGGAGCUGUUCUCCUCCAGCAGCAGUCAGCUGGCUGGCAACCUGUCGCCCGGGAUCUAGAUCGAGUGCCACUUCGUUACCAGCGUCUGCUACUUCGACUGGCUCGUUUCGACGUCACUGCCGAGCAUGUCCCCGGCCAUGAUCUCGUUGUGGCCGAUGCUCUCUCUCGAGCACCACUACCUACCACCGUCUCUACCUCGUCUGUUCUGACUGACGAGAUUGCUUCUCUUGCCGAUUCAGCUGGCGAAGAGUACAUGUCGUCUGGAUUCUCGCUUGCCCUACGAGAUGCCACCCAGGCUGACCGCGUCCUGCAGCAAGUUGCUAAGUUUGUUCAGUCUGGCUGGCCUGAUCACAGCAAGGACGUCCCUGCUGACGUCCUCCCAUACUUUGCCGACCGCCAGCAUCUCUCUGUUGCCAACGUUCGUAUCUUCUAUGGUGCACGUGUGGUUGUGCCUGCAUCUCUGCGUGAUAUGGUCAUCCGCAAGCUGCACACAUCUGCUCAUCACGGUAUCGUCAAGUGCCAGGCGCAGGCCCGCCAAUCUGUCUGGUGGCCGUCCUGGAAGAAUGACGUCGCUUCUGCUGUUACGCAAUGUCGCACAUGCUGUCAGCACCGUAGCCAACCUCCUGAACCUCUCCGACCGACUGAGUUUCCGUCACUCCCGUGGCAGCGAGUUGGUUCUGACCUGUGUCAAUUCGGUAACACAACAUACCUGGUGGUUGUCGACUACUACUCGCGCUAUGUUGAAGCCUUGCCUCUCCGUUCCACCACGUCUGCCUCUGUCAUCACUGCUAUGAAAGCCAUCUUCGCCCGGCACGGUGUGCCUGAGACUCUCGUCACGGACAAUGGGCCGCAGUAUGCAAGUGAUGAGUUCGCCCGGUUUAGCUGUCAAUGGAACUUUGAUCACGUGACGAGCUCGCCGCAUCACCCGCAAAGUAAUGGGGAAGCAGAGCGUGCAGUACGCACUAUCAAGCAGCUUCUAGCGAAGUCGGACGACUUCCAACUGGCUCUCCUCACCUACCGUAGUACGCCACUUCAGAGCGGGUUCUCGCCAUCACAGUUACUAAUGUGCCGCAGCCUCCGUGGUACGCUACCGGUGGAACCCUCCACUCUCCUGCCGACGCUCCCUGCAGGUAAGAAGCUGAGGGAGUUGGAGCAACAUCGCCGAGCACAGUCAAAGGAUAACUUUGAUAAACGUCACCGGACCAAGCCUCUCCAGCCCCUGCAGCCUGUCUACAAACUUGAUGCACACGGAACACUUCAAACAUUCUGCUAA
Messenger RNA from Sycon ciliatum, 3489 nucleotides. RefSeq lists its product as uncharacterized. The coding region runs from base 1 to 3489 and encodes 1162 amino acids. The transcript has 2 exons. The record is from RefSeq and is a predicted model, not a curated record. Lineage: Eukaryota; Metazoa; Porifera; Calcarea; Leucosolenida; Sycettidae. Gene Ontology annotation, biological process: DNA integration; proteolysis. Gene Ontology annotation, molecular function: aspartic-type endopeptidase activity; zinc ion binding; nucleic acid binding.